Messenger RNA from Danaus plexippus (monarch butterfly), 800 nucleotides. Its product is annotated as cuticle protein 8-like. The record is from RefSeq and is a predicted model, not a curated record. Gene Ontology annotation, cellular component: extracellular matrix. The transcript is spliced from 3 exons. The coding region runs from base 99 to 734 and encodes 211 amino acids. Lineage: Eukaryota; Metazoa; Arthropoda; Insecta; Lepidoptera; Nymphalidae.
GUUAUUGUUAGCCGCUGGCGUUGUAAGUUCAGUAUAAAACUACUAGGUCAUAGCAAAGAAAUCAUUCAGUACUCAACUGCUAAUACAAUAUUAACAAAAUGUUCUCCAAAUUGGUAGCUCUUUGCGCUGUUGUGGCGGUGUCGUCAGCUGGUCUCCUGCCAGCAGCCGUACACUACUCCCCAGCCUCCGCCGUCUCCUCUCAGAGCAUCGUACGUCAUGACCAACCUCAAGCACAUGUCGCCAAAUUAGCCGUCGCUGCUCCAGUCGCCUACCACGCUGCCCCCGUAGCCUACCACGCUGCCCCUGCCCCAGUUGCCUACCACGCUGCCCCUGCCCCAGUUGUCUACCACGCUGCCCCUGCCCCAGUUGCCUACCACGCUGCCCCUGCUCCAGUCGCCUACCACGCUGCUCCCGUCGCCAAACUUGUAGCUCAACCCGAAGAAAUUGCCUACCCCAAAUACGAGUACUCUUACUCCGUUGCUGACGGACACAGCGGAGACAACAAACAACAGCAGGAGUCCCGCGACGGUGAUGUUGUGAAGGGAUCCUACUCAUUCCAUGAAGCUGACGGCUCCAUCAGGUCUGUGGAAUACAGCGCUGACGACAAGAACGGUUUCAACGCAGUAGUACACAACUCUGCUCCCACCGCCGCUCCCGCCCUCAUCAAGGCUGCCCCACUUGUACUCAAGGCUCCCGUCUACGCUGCCCCUGCACCCCACUACUACCACCACUAAUAAGUUUAUAACAUGAAAUUACCAAUAACUAAGUAAUAUUUAUUCAAUAAACAAUAAUAGCAAACU